Molecule: messenger RNA, 7254 nt
Organism: Plodia interpunctella (Indianmeal moth)
Lineage: Eukaryota; Metazoa; Arthropoda; Insecta; Lepidoptera; Pyralidae
Product: furin-like protease 2
Exons: 14
Coding region: 382-4296 (1304 amino acids)
Biological process (GO): peptide hormone processing
Cellular component (GO): neuron projection; membrane
Molecular function (GO): serine-type endopeptidase activity
Source: RefSeq, a predicted model, not a curated record
AAGUGUCAGUCAGUUUGAGAAUUCUGUCAAAGCAGCCAGCUGUUUACGUUUUCUAUCGUUAUUUUGCGAUCGUUUUCUCGACUUUUGUUAUACAUUAUUGUUUUUAUGCUCACGCUUUUACUCCUUUUAAUACCGAGUGAAAUACAAUCGUGCAUUAAAUACGUAUUUCAUUAAAUGAUGUCAGAUGUCAAGAGGUGAAUAAUCUGUGUUUAGUGUUCUAACGUGAGAGUGAGUUUUUAUAUUGUUUGGGAUUUGGAGCGAUAAACAUUUCGGUAACGUUGGGAUGCAAGUGCAUUGGAUCACGAAGACUAGUCAGUGCGUAGUGUUGUGAAGUGGUCGACAGAUGUCGUUGUGCUGUUAGUGUCGCGUCACACGGGUGUCAUGGUGGCGUCAUGGCGCGCGCUGGCGCUGCUGGCUGCGCUUCACGUGCUGCAAGCUGUACCUGAGUCCAUGUACCACAAUCAGUUCGCUGUACACGUGCCCUCAGGUCCGCAUGUCGUGGAUGAUAUCGCGAGGCGACACGGCUUCCAGAACCAUGGACAGAUUGGUUCUCUGAAACACUACUAUUUAUUAUCACAUCACGAAGUAAGAAAGCGGUCGAUAGAGCCCAGCCACGAGCACCAUCGGAAGCUAAAUGAGGAGCCUCAGGUCCGAUGGGUACAACAACAGCGCGAGCGGCGGAGGGUCAAACGAGACUACAACCAUUUCGACGGUGGCCUGUUCUCUCAGAUCUCAAGGAGGCCUCAUCGGACGCAACACAGAGCUUUGGCAGCGCCAAUAUUCUUCCCAGACCCUUUAUAUAAAGAGGAGUGGUAUUUGAAUGGUGGAGCCAAAGAUGGGUUGGACAUGAACGUGGUGCCGGCCUGGCAGAAAGGCUACACAGGGAAAGGAGUCGUAGUUUCGAUUCUCGACGACGGAAUACAGACCAACCAUCCAGAUUUGGCGCAGAAUUAUGACCCAAAUGCGUCGACAGAUAUCAAUGGAAAUGAUGAUGAUCCUAUGCCCCAAGACAACGGUGACAAUAAACAUGGUACGCGAUGUGCCGGUGAAGUUGCAGCAGUCGCCUAUAACCAGUAUUGUGGUGUUGGAGUUGCAUACAAUGCCAGUAUUGGUGGAGUCAGGAUGUUGGACGGUGUGGUUAAUGAUGCAGUUGAAGCUAGAGCUUUAGGAUUAAAUCCUGACCAUAUUGAUAUUUAUAGUGCCUCCUGGGGUCCUGAAGAUGAUGGCAAGACGGUUGACGGACCAGGACCGUUGGCUCGGAGGGCAUUUAUCUACGGAGUAACAAGUGGACGCAACGGCAAAGGCUCAAUAUUUGUUUGGGCUUCAGGAAAUGGUGGCAGACAUACUGACUCUUGUAACUGUGAUGGCUACACAAACAGCAUAUUUACUCUAUCCAUAUCUAGUGCUACACAAGGAGGAUAUAAACCUUGGUAUUUAGAAGAAUGUUCGUCUACUUUAGCCACGACUUACAGUUCAGGUACCCCUGGACAUGAUAAGAGUGUAGCAACAGUCGAUAUGGAUGGGAGAUUGCGACCAGACCAUAUUUGCACAGUCGAACAUACUGGAACCUCUGCUUCUGCGCCUUUAGCAGCUGGAAUCUGUGCUUUAGCCUUAGAAGCCAACCCUGAUCUGACAUGGAGAGAUAUGCAAUACCUAGUAGUACUUACGUCGCGACCAUCACCUUUGGAGAAAGAAAACGGUUGGAUAGUUAAUGGAGUAAAAAGAAAAGUCAGUCAUAAAUUUGGUUACGGUUUAAUGGACGCUGCAGAAAUGGUGAGUUUAGCAGAGCAAUGGGUAUCAGUCCCACCUCAACAUAUUUGUAAGUCGCAAGAAAUAAACGAGGACAAACAAAUUGACUCGUCGUUUGGAUAUACACUCACAACACAUAUGGAUGUUAAUGGUUGUAGCGGAACUGUAAAUGAAGUACGAUAUUUAGAACAUGUUCAAUGCAAGAUAUCGUUAAGGUUCUUCCCUCGGGGUAAUUUGCGGAUACUCCUUACAUCACCCAUGGGAACAGUAUCGACGUUGCUCUUCGAAAGACCCCGUGACGUUGUCAGCUCCAACUUUGACGACUGGCCAUUCCUUAGCGUACAUUUCUGGGGUGAGCAUGCUGAAGGUAGAUGGAAACUUGAAAUUGUAAACGGCGGAAACAGACAUGUCAACCAACCAGGAAUACUUAAAAAAUGGCAAUUAAUAUUCUACGGUACGUCAAUAGACCCAGUGAGGUUACGAACAAAGAGACCAUCAGCGGUCGCCCCGCCGUUUGCUUUCCCGACCGCAGCGGACGGGUACGAAACUCUUGGUGACCCUUUUUACAACGGUGACGCGUUUGCUAAUUACCAGAACUUUCCCGCUUUGUUUGCCGCCGGGUCGAACCCAGAGAAAGCGGUAGCCAACCUCGAUGGACAUAAUGUCCCUUCUCCGCAUGGGGAGAAUGUCCUCGCUGAUAGUAAUGACAAGCGCGUCAUACACGAAUGUGAUCCGGAAUGCGAUUUUCAAGGAUGCUAUGGAAAAGGACCGACUCAAUGUAUUGCCUGUAAACAUUAUAGACUAGAUGACGCUUGCGUAUCGAGAUGCCCUCCGAGGAGUUUCGCCAAUCAGGGUGCUGUAUGUUGGCCGUGCCAUGAGUCUUGUGAAACUUGCGUUGGGCCUGGUCAAGACUCUUGUUUGACUUGUGCGCCUGCACAUUUAUUGGUAGCCGAUUUAGCUGUGUGCUUGCAGCAAUGUCCUGACGGUUAUUGGGAGGACAGUGAGUCGUCAGUUUGUCGUCCAUGCGCUGCCCAUUGUGCAACUUGUUCGGAUCGAGCUGAUGCGUGUACUUCGUGCGAGCAUCAUUUGGUAUUGCACGACGGGACGUGUGCGGCGUCUUGCCCGCCAUCUUAUUAUGAAACUGAAGACUACAUGUGUGCAAAAUGUCACAAUUCCUGUAUUACGUGCUCAGGACCGGGAGAGGCGCAAUGCGUGACUUGUCACCCGUCAAGUUACUUGUUAGAAGGACGCUGUCUCACGUCUUGCCCUGCAACUUAUUACGCUGAUAAGAAGAGGAAAGAGUGUAUGAAGUGUCCGGUGGGCUGUACCACAUGCACGAGCGGUUUCUGCCUCAGCUGCGAUCCGGGUUGGGAGGUGAACAAGAAGGGCAGGUGCGUCCGCCAGGGCUCCGACCGCUGCACCAUCGGGGAGUUCCUGGACGGUCAGAGGUGUCGCCGUUGUCACAACGCCUGCGAGUCUUGCUACGGGGAGGACGUUGGACAUUGUCUCACUUGUCCGUCGCCUGAUUUACUGCAGGAUUAUAGCUGCGUGACGGAAUGCGGGAGAGGUUACUACGCUGAAGGUGGAAAAUGCGUUCGCUGCAUGCACGGAUGCGCCGAUUGCGUUUCCAGGCUGAACUGCACCGCGUGUGCGGGCAGCCUGCUCCUGCAAUCCGGCGCUUGCAGAACCGCUUGCGCUGAUGGGUUCUACGCAGACCGUGGUCUAUGUGCAAAAUGCUAUAUAUCGUGCCGCACGUGCAUUGGGCCGCGGCGGGACCAGUGCGCGACCUGUCCCCAAGGCUGGAGGAUGGCGGCUGGGGAGUGCCACCCGGAGUGCCCUCAAGGCUUCUACCAAAGCGUUGGUGGUUGUCGUCACUGUCACCACUACUGUCAAGAGUGUGACGGCUCAGGUCCCUUGCACUGCAAAUCGUGUCCCCCGCGCUUCAUGCUCGACGGGGGACUGUGCAUGGAGUGCCUUGGCUCUCAGUACUAUGACGCAACGACUGCUGCGUGCAAGGGCUGCGAUGCAACUUGCAGGGCUUGUUCGGGCCCCGGGCAGUUUAGUUGCACGGCCUGCUCACGCCCAUUGAGACUUGACAGACUGAACAACCAAUGUGUGCCGUGUUGUGCCGAAAGGACUUCUGUGACGAACUCCACACCAGCUCCAGACUGCUGCCAUUGUCAUCCUGACACGGGCGAAUGUAUAAAUUCGUCCGUGGCGGGCAAGCGGCGGAUAGCCGAGUCGUCCGCGCUUCACACCGCGCCGAGCGCCGCCGCGCCGAGCUUAGGGGCCGUCACUCUCACCGUGUGCGCGGUCGCCGCGGGCUUGUUCCUAGCCGUACUGCUGGUGCUGCAGAUGGCCAGUUCUCGCCAAACGCGCAAGAAUUCGCGGGGCGUUCGCGGCGCCCUAUAUUCGCCGCUCGCGUGCAGCGAAGACGGAGAGGUCAAAAUAGUGAAAACGCACACAACGUUCCCCGCCCAAGAGUUCGACGAACGCCUCGACGAGCAAGAACACGAAAACGAACCUCUCCUCGAACAUUCUAUAUAGCGCGCUGUGAUCGUAGACGUAAGUGUACGUAGACUUGUGAUCCAGACAUGUGUGUUGACGCGGGUUUCGCUAGAAGUAAGAAAAAGUAGUGAUACGGCAUCACAACUUCCUAAUUAUUGAAUUUACAGUCAAACAAAGCGACUCAGGAAUUUUGGUAAUGCAAGUUUCGAUAUACUAUCAAACCCGCAUUAAGCGUAAGUUUUCUAUGAAAGCGAAGUCAUCGUGUUGCGAUCGCAUAGUAUCGUAUAAUGUCUAUGUAGGUAUAUUAUAGAACAUUAGCUAAAGACACAUGCCUGUUUUCCUAGAGGGCGGUUCCCUACAAAGAGACGGUGCCACUAUUUUGGUUGGAAAGUGUAAAAUCUAGCGAUCAAAGACCGCUAUUGAGGGGAACUGAAGCUUUAUACAAAUGAUUCGAUAUUUUUUUGGGAUUUGAAUGCAAAUUUUAUACAACAUCAAAUUCCAUGCGUAUAACACUGUACAGGAGCGUUCGGGACGUAAAUGUAUGUACGUAUGUAAUAUAGCUAGAUAUAAAUUAUAAGUUUGAACAAAAUGUUCGUUACGACGGGGCACAACCCCUUGCCGUGUUUUGUGAUAUUGAAACUUAGUUCUUAUAUUUAGAACGACUUGCAUGACAAAAUAUUUAACUUUAAUUACAUAAAUCGUUUUUGAAUUUCGUUAAUUCCGUCAAUACAUCAACAAUUAUUGUCGCAAAAUUAUGUGUGUUGUGUGAGUCGGUCUUCCAAAAGGUCUGCGGUUACUAAUUAAAUAUUCCCAAGUUAAAGUCCCUUUCUCGAAAUUAUCUGUAAUGACUAAUAAAAAAUGUUUUUUUAAGGUUAGUUUGGGUACAAUCACAAGUCACAAGUUUUAUAUUUUUUAAUUCAUAAUUCUCCAUAUUUACAUGCACAAUAUUUUUACUCAAUUUUAUCUGGUUGAAAUAGGCCACUCUUACUUUUAUUUUCAUCGUCAUAAAAAUAUAUAAAUUGAAUUAUAUUUUCCGAGUACUUUUUAGUGGUAUUUGAAUUUAAUUCAUAUCUCCGAUCGCAAUCAAUUUCGGUUUCUGUAAACAAAACAAUUUGCCUGGUCGAGUCAACACGAGUCUCGUUCGACAAGAAAUCAAUACGACCAAACGUGACCUGGAUCAAUCAUGCAUGUGUCACUGAACCAGGGUUCUUGCCUCACGGAUUACUAAUCCGAAGAGGAUUUUUAAUUAAAUAUAAAGUUGAAUCUCGCAUGAAGAAAAUGGCUCUCUAAAUUUUAUGACAUUUAAUUAUUUAUUAAAUUAAUUAGCUAAUAUCGAUCUUGAGCUAGUCAUACCAAGAUCAGCUUCUUUUAUAACAUAAUACAAAAUUAUAUUUAAUAAGUAACAGCAGAUCUCUUUCACUGAAGUCAUUUCGAACGUAAUAUCCACCCUAUAGUCAUUACCACAUUUUGAUCGUCAUUAUCGAAUUUAAGACCAUUUCGGCUCCAAAAUGGCGACGCAAUCCGAUCUGUAUAUUAUUAUAUUUACAUUAUUUUAUCAUUAAGUAGGUAUAGGACCAGAAGUUACCAUAGAAAUGAAUUAAACGUACAAUAUUUUUUUGAUAUCCGACUAAUGUUAUUCAUUGAUAAAGCCUGAUGAUAAUUUCAAAAUAUUUUUCUUAUGACUUGUCAUAUUUUUAAACGUAAUUUUAAGUAGAAAAGCUUAUAUCUUAGUUUAGUUUAUGAAUUAGUGAAAUUAUGUCAGAAUAUUUUUUUAUGAUGAUUUCAAUCAUCAGAUACAUUUAUAUUUGCAGUUGCAUUUCGUAUUUGUCACAAGUUUAUUAUCAUUUAGGUGUAUUUCAAGUUUAUCUGAUGAUGGAAAAAUCCAGUUAGAUUUACAUCUAUAUUUCUGAAUUAGCAUUUGUAUAUAAUCAAUUGUUGAUUGAAAAAUUCUAAGUGAUUAAAAGAUUUUAUCUUUCCUGUUUAAAUAAUUGUAUACUGUGUAAACUAUACAAUAUAAACAAAACUAUUUGCUACUAAUCUCAUUAUAAUUUUAAAACUUCUCAACUGCAACUGGCACACAUAUGUCAAAGUUGACAUUGACAGUUCCAUAGCCAAUCAAAAAUUAACACGCAUGUUGUGAUUGGCUAAUGCGUCAAAUUGGAUAUGCAAUUCCGGUUGCUUGACUAAAGUUACAUUUAAUUCGCCAAGCUUACUUCUCAAGCAAUCGAUUUUAAUUUGUAACUUAUUCUAUUUCCUUUAGAAAUAUCUGCAUUUUUGCAGAUUAAACAGUAUUUUCUAGUGCUCAAUUUCACCGGAGUGUCUACCUUUCAUUGGUCUUAGGUGGCUCAGUAUUGCGGCUUAAAUUGAUUUUUUUAAUAAUAUUGAACCGCUUCAAAUUGGAAUCGAUUCUGCGAAAGUAGGCCAUCAGGUUUUCAGGAUCAAGGAAUGUUACCAUUUGUCACAAAUUGUAUAUAAUAAGAGUUAGCUAGAUUGUUGAAUUGUUAAUAAAUAAAAUAUUAUCGAAAUAUAUUACCAGGCAAUAAGUAUUAUAUGUUUAGUUAUACCUUUGUCUAUGGCUUUCACUAAUGCGUUUAGUAGCGAAACAAGCGAAAUCAUCUUCCCUUGGCUUCGUGUAUAAUUUGUUGCUGGGGACUAUAACAAAAAAACUUGAAAUUAAUUAAUGUAUGUCGUCACAUAUUCGAAUAUUUUGGUCUCAAUAUUUCAUGAUACUUGUAUAAAUUAUUAUAUAAUUAUUUAUCCUAAUUAAUGUUAGUUUCGCUUAACAUCUUGACAUCUGAUCGUCUUUGAGAUUUUAAAUUUAUUUUGGAAUAUUUAAGCUUAUUAUAUGAAAUCCUUCGUCUGUAAUGGUUAAUAAUAAUUAUUCUGUUACAGUUUUAUAAUUUGUUUUAGUGGGAAUCUUUUUAAUUAAGAAUAUAUUUUUGUAUGAAAUAUUCUUAUGUGCAAUUAAUAUUUGUAAUAAAAAGGAAGUCUGUGUCA